This is a messenger RNA of Pseudonaja textilis, 2052 nucleotides long. It is a transcript of the gene RTBDN, whose product is annotated as retbindin. Gene Ontology annotation, molecular function: signaling receptor activity; riboflavin binding; riboflavin transmembrane transporter activity. Gene Ontology annotation, cellular component: external side of plasma membrane. The record is from RefSeq and is a predicted model, not a curated record. NCBI's taxonomy places the organism in Eukaryota, Metazoa, Chordata, Lepidosauria, Squamata, Elapidae.
CCCAGGGAAACGAGGCGACGGCAUUCGGAGCGGGCAGGCGGCUCGCGCGGCUUCCAGUCAUGAGAGGUGGUGGCAAUACCAAUUGGAUAAUGGUGAUGGCUUUGGCACUGACCAUGUUUUGGGUCAAUGCAAAGGAUACAGAAGAUCACUGCUUAUCUGGAGGGAAGCACAACAUCAAUCCAAGCGCAAAAGAAGAGUUGGGCAUCUGCCAGAUUUAUGCAGAAAAUGCCUGUUGCUCAACAGAAGUUGCCCAGGAACUUUCCAAAGUCGGUGCUGGAUCUUGGAAUCGUUGUGGAAGCCUCAGCAUCAGGUGUGAGGAGUACCUUCAGCAAUUGGAUUGUUUUUACCACUGCUCCCCCAUUGCUGCUCAAUGGCCUCACCCUGAAAAACCCACAGCCCUGAUGGCUGUACCUCUCUGCCAGAAUUUCUGUGACCAGUGGUACGAUGCUUGCAGAGAGGAUCUGACCUGCCCUGGCAACUGGCCCUGGGGAGCUGAUGGACAUAACUGUAGUCAGGAAUGCCAUUCCUUUGGCCAGAUGUAUAAGGAUGGCAAGGAGCUGUGUGAGAACAUCUGGGAUGAUGCUUUCAUCGUAAGCACUGACCCUUGCCAGUGCCUGAUGCUGGAUGGCUCUGACACAGCCUUCUCCACCUCUUAUUCUCACCUCAAAGAGAGCAACAGCCUAAAAGAGAUAGACAUCAACAAGGCAGGCAAAGAAAGAAAAGAUCGCGUGAGCCCUUGCAGAGGCAACCUUUUACUUCAGCGUCUAAGAAGGAAUCUGCAGAAGCAUUCUAUUUUUGUGGAAGAUAUGGAGGGAAGUGGAAGUGGAUUCUAAUCCAAGGUAACCAUCCUUCCAGAAGAAAAAAAAAGCCCCCUCUCCAGUGAUUGCCUGGAGCUUGGGGGGGAUCGCUUGUGAUCUAUGCAAUUCUGUCACAUCCUAUACUACCAGCUUCCUGCCAUCUUCUACAACUCUUGUGCAUCUCAUGGCGUAGGCUGUGAAUCUGGCACUUUCCAGGACUCUUGAGCCCUAUGCCCUAGCAAUAGAGGUUACACCAUUAGGGCACCUCUUGGGAACUUGCCUGGAACCAAGAUUCCCCAAAUACCCAGAGUAGAAAAGGUGUUAGAGAACAGUAAGCAUUUCCCUCUCUGUCUUCUUUGUGUCCUAAGACCUGUCUCAAGGAAGAGUCGUCAUAGAACGCAAAACUAAUGAGCAUUAGUUGAAGGGAAAGCAUCCUUCAUAAGCAAUUAGCUAAAGGAUAAUAUCUGCAAGGGAGAGAAUGAACAGGGGCCAAGGGAGGAUGGAGUGAAAUAAUCAGUGCUGGAAAAGUUAGCCUCGGUUGUUGCCAUGGCUUCAAAUACAAUUGCAAGUAGGACUCAAGUAUAAUGGAAGGAUCUCCCUGAGCUCAAAGAAAAGGAAAAAUAGGGGAAGUUAGAUUAGAGACCAGGAUGGCUGACUUUCCUGUUUCAUUUGUAUGCUGGAAAGCAAUGGUUACUGGAGGACCAGCAUUGCUAGGUUACGAAACUGGAUUACAUCCAAAACAGAUUUCUUUUUCAAAGCAACCCAAUCUGAGUGGGAGAAGAGGGAGAGAGAGAUUGUGCAAAAGUGAGUGAUUACAUAAUAAACAACCCAUGUCAAGGAAAGGGUUUCAAAUCCUAGGAUAAUAUACACAGCAUCUAAACAGAAGUGGUCAGUGUAGAUAUAUGCCAGUCAAAAAACAUCUAAUCAAUGGUGGCGGUGAGAGUCCAAGAGUUGUCAUGCUCAUGUUCACAUCUUUACAUAGUGCUCCUUGAGCUUCUCCCACCAACUAUCCUCUCACUCUAAACCUCCCUUAUAUUAUACAUCCAAAACAGACCCAUCGUUAUCUGUCCGUCCAUCCUCAUUUAUCAGCUGUACUUCAUAUUGUUUACCUUGGCUACGCUUAUGACAAAUUUCAAAUUAUGGAUUGAUUCAAACCUAUUAAUAUUGUGGGGAAAUAAAAAAAAAAAGGAGUGCGUGUUUGUGUUUUAUUACGAGAAUGUGUGAAAAAAAAAAUCAAUGUAGAGGAUUGGAUGUU